Odocoileus virginianus texanus is the source of this 953-nucleotide messenger RNA. RefSeq names its product breast carcinoma amplified sequence 4 (gene BCAS4). Lineage: Eukaryota; Metazoa; Chordata; Mammalia; Artiodactyla; Cervidae. Gene Ontology annotation, cellular component: BLOC-1 complex. The record is from RefSeq and is a predicted model, not a curated record.
CCGGGCAGCCUCCGCCGGCCGGACCCUGCCGUGCUCGUGAUGCUGCUUCUGGACGCCGAUCGGCCGGAGCCCGUGCGCGGCGGGGCGCGCGAGCUCGCGGUCUUCCUGACCCCCGAGCCUGGGGCCGAGGCGAAGGAGGUGGAGGAGACCAUCGAGGGGUUGCUCCUCCGGCUGGAAGAGUUUUGCAGCCUGGCUGACAUGAUCAGGAGCGACACCUCACAGAUCCUGGAAGAAAACAUCCCCCUCCUUAAGGCCAAGGUGGUGGAAAUGCGUGGCAUCUACGCCAAAGUGGACCAGCUGGAGGCCUUUGUCAAGAUGGUCAGACGGCACGUCUCCUUCCUGGAGGCCCACGUGCUCCAGGCCGAGCGGGACCACGGGGCCCUCUCGCAGACCCUGCGGAAGUGGCUGGGCUCCUCGGGGCUCCCCGCGCUCGGGAACAAGCGGUGGGCACCGGUGGCCCCGACGUUCAAGCUGCCCGCGUUGUACAGAACGGAGGACUAUUUUCCCAUGGACGUGGGGGAGGUGAUGCCCCGAGCCCCCAGCUGUCAAAGGCGUCUGUGAGCGCUCCGGUCCUGCCAUCCCGGCCGUGGGGAAGUGAAAUCUGUGUGCAGAGCAGAUGUGGUUUUCUUCUUUUCUUUUAUUGUUGUGGAUUCGUUUUCUGAGUUUUCCCCUUACUUCACGGGGGUGCAUGGGGUUUGGAGAAGCGCUUGGGAAGGCCUCCUCCACCAGCUGUGGCCUGCUUGGUGGUCUGGACGAGGUGGUCACCCCUGGGGAUAACUGGUCACCCCAGGAUACGGGCUGUGGGGACAUGGAUAGCUUUGCACAGGAAUUGUGGGGGUCUUGGGAGGUGUCACCAGGGUGCAUGGCUCCAGGUCCAUCUGUAUUGGCUGGUUUGUCUGAACCCCAGUGCCCACUGGCCCUGUGAACCAUCUCAAUAAAGUGUCAAGAGGUCA